Molecule: messenger RNA, 3132 nt
Organism: Platichthys flesus (European flounder)
Lineage: Eukaryota; Metazoa; Chordata; Actinopteri; Pleuronectiformes; Pleuronectidae
Gene: scml4
Product: Scm polycomb group protein like 4
Exons: 8
Coding region: 532-1341 (269 amino acids)
Molecular function (GO): protein binding
Source: RefSeq, a predicted model, not a curated record
GACAGAAGCGUGAAGGUGAAACUGCGGCUGCUCUGCCUCCAGCAGCAAGCGGCUCCGUGAGCGCCGCGGUGCCGCAUCCGCAGGGGAGGAACCCGGACUGAGCUGCUCCCCGCACCGGGAGUCACUGGGAGUCACUGGGAGCCACCGGGAGUCACCGGGCUCACGGUCCGAACGAAACCCGCCAGGGAGCAACAGAUCCAAUCGGCGACCGAACAUGUUGAUCUCAUAAUAAUCCAGCUGUGCAACGUCAGCUCCCUGAUGAUGUCACCAUCACUUUGUGUGAUGUAUUUUGCUCUGUGCUGGUGGGCUGCGAGGAUAUGAGCCUGAGAGGAAGUUUGAAUUUCAAACCUGACUCCCAAUUGGAUCUGCCUCGCCACCUGUUUCCUGGUUUCCGGGCAUCCUCGGCGAAGGCGUGCGGCUCCUGGAUCACCGGGACCAGCGGGACGAGGCUGCUGGCACCUGGUCAACGUGGAGGCAGAGCCAGGGCCAGCUGUGCAGAGAGCAAGGAGCGGGGCCCCUGAACAGAGUCUGAUGAGUGCCCUUUCUGUCGGCUCCGAAAUGCAGUCUCCAGGCCCCGGCCCACAGUUUACAGUGGGGCCGCCGGGGAAGGUGCCCGGCAGGAAGAGAGGACGCCCUCCCAUCCGUAAGCUGGAGUUCCAGAGUCACUAUGUCGAGCCUCUGUCCCAACUCAAAGUCCCGAAGAAGAGAGGCAGGAAACCUGGCUUCAAGCUGAAGCCCAGGAUGGUGAUGUCCUUGGCCAACUCUUCUCCAAACAGCACACCAGAACCGGAGAUGGGCUCAGUCCCACAGGAUGCUGCCAUCGUCCCCCACUCUACCACACCACAGGUCCUAACAGCAGAGACACCAAUGCCUGACGACUUCUUGUGUGACCCACCAGUGGACUCCAAGCGCUACGCCAUCGAUCCCAGUGACUCGGCUUUCAAUGUCAUGACGUCGCAGUACCAGACAAAGCACUCGUAUGGUUACCGUGGCAGUAGUUGCUCUACCCCGAUGGCUUUGUGCAGACAGGCGUCAAGCCCAGCAAGCUUCCAGGAGUCAAACAGAAAUGGUUGCAGCUCAAUGCCGGACUCUGGAGAGUGCAAACGUCCUGCUGGUAAGGACCCGUCGAGCUGGGGUGUGGAGGAGGUGGUUUGGUUUAUCAAAGACGCCGACCCCCAAGCCCUGGGACCUCACGCCGAUGCCUUCAGGAAGCAUGAGAUAGACGGAGACGCUCUGCUCCUGCUGAAAAGCGAGAUGAUGAUGAAGUACCUGGGACUGAAGCUGGGCCCCGCGGUCAAACUCUGCUACCACAUCGACAGGCUCAAACAGAAUCGGAUUUGACUUUCUGCAAAAGGGCCAAACACCUCAGCAGCUUUCACUAAAACUGAACCAGUACUUAAUCUCUCAGACUUUCUCAACCAUCAGCAUCAGCUCAUGAACGCCUUCGGCCUGGGAUUGCACACUUGACGGCUUUUACUGCAUCUGCACCACAUUCUGUUGACAAAUUGGACAAAUUAACUGUAAAUAAUGAGACAAUUUGCAGCUGACGCUUUUAAGUGUUUAUUUUUAACCAUUGUUUACUGGUUAUCUGAUUGGAUUUACAUUGUAAAUAGUUCAGCUCCACGCAGAUGGCAGCUAUUGUUUUUUUCAGAUGUGACUCCAUGUGAAUGUGAAUCAUGGUCAUUGCAGCUACACAUCCGGAGACCAACACAGACGUCGUUCUGACCUGGUAUUAACUUCUAUCCUGUGUGAUCUGAUCACAAGCAUUCAUCGCUAACUAUAGACCUGAUGGCAUCCAAAUGUAUGCUCAACGCGUCCUGACAACCGAACACUCAGAGGAGGUCUGUGAGGCAUGUGGCCACAUGAGAAAAAAAUAUUUUUACGAGGAGUGACGGACGUGAUUAGGAGGCACAUUCAGGACCCAUGUCAUCCAGUCAACCAUGUGACUAGAUCUCUAAGGACGGAUGUUAGUACCAGGUCUGAACAGGGCCAAAGACAGAGAUCUUAAAAAACGUGGUGCUUCUUUACCUCAGUAGCAUGUUGUUUCUUCAAGACGUCUUGCUGCUGAUUAUCUAUUUUGUUCUAUAUUGAUAGCGAUGGUUAUGCAGGUUACUCUCAAUCUCUUUAUGAAGUUGAUGAGCAGUAAGUAAAAGCUGCUGUCUUCGGAAAUCAAAAAGAAAGCUGCACAAUGUCAAACCUGUAUCAUCUGGUAAAAUAGAAGUCCUUACACCCAUUCUCUGUUUUAGACAAAUAACAAAUAACAUAAAACUCCAGAAAGAAACAACUUAUCUCAUCUCUUAGAAAAGUGAAACAAAGUGAUUGGGACAAACCACAGCCAAGUGCAGAGUGAAUAAACAGUGAAGCCAUGAUGUCUUUCACUCUGCUGGUGAGCUGCUUAUAGGAUCACUCCCUGUUUAUAAACAUGACAGGAAGAAAAGAAGAUGGACUUUCCAUAUGUUCUCAUAUAAAUUGCAAAUCGUGUCACACUCGUUGGUUUCAAUAUUGAGUUACAACCUUGCAUCUGUGUCAGAAGGCUGCAAAGUGAUGUGAGCCAUAGCAACUGGUAGCAAACCCAUACAAGUUGAUGCUCAAUGAAACCACUCCUGCCACAACACUGAAUCACUCUUCUCAUACACUGUCUAUGUGUGACUUCCUGAUGAGGCCAGUUUAUAUUCCCCUCAUGCAACUUCUCUCCAGUUUUGUUUUGCAUUAAUUCAUCUUCACACUGUAAAAUGUGUGAAGUAAAAAAACCUGAGCAUUAAGAGUAUGUAUGUACAGUUCUCAAUACUAGAUAUUUUGUGUUUAAGACAUUUUUGUUAAUUUGCAAAAAAAAAUGUGUGCCACAAAACAGACUAAUGUGAAUUACAGCAUGUAUGUAUGUAUGAUUCUUUGUGUAUUCCACGAGUGUCUACAGCUAUGGACUACUGUCAUCUUCAGAAUAACUCGAUCUGAUAACUGGAAUUCAAUGAUUUGUAAGAACCGUUGUUUCCUAAAACCAAAAUAUUUUUAAAAUGUCUUUAUUAUUAUUUGACUCAUGUUUAAUAAUUUUGACUCCCUAUUAACCUUUCCUUCCUUUUAACAGGAAUGUUUUUUUUUAUAAAGCGCUCUUUUCCCAGAAAAAAAUAAAAUGUU